Calliphora vicina (urban bluebottle blowfly) is the source of this 1745-nucleotide messenger RNA. RefSeq names its product probable peptidoglycan muropeptide transporter SLC46. The record is from RefSeq and is a predicted model, not a curated record. The coding region runs from base 64 to 1665 and encodes 533 amino acids. Gene Ontology annotation, biological process: transmembrane transport. The transcript is spliced from 5 exons. Gene Ontology annotation, molecular function: transmembrane transporter activity. Gene Ontology annotation, cellular component: membrane. NCBI's taxonomy places the organism in Eukaryota, Metazoa, Arthropoda, Insecta, Diptera, Calliphoridae.
CAGCAUUUAUAAGCUUUUUUGUGUCGAUCAUUUUGGUGAGAAGUUUUCGUGCAGACAACAACAAUGAAGAAAUCUAUGGAAACCUCACCACAAGCAAUUGCUGCAGCCAAUAGCUCAUCACAACACCCACCAGCCACAACUGCCCCCAGGGAAACAAAUAAAUGGCAACGUUUCAAACAUGCCAUAUUCUCACCCUGGUACCGCAAGAUCUCAGUGGAGCCCACUAUGUUCCUCUACAUGUUUGCCUUCAUGAAUACCUCAGUGGUGGAGCAUGAUUUCUAUCUACAAAAGGCCUGUCGUGUCAAUAACAAUUUCACCGAUGACAUCUGUGAACACAUUAAGGACAGCGAAAAUGCUGAAUACAAAAAACUAGUACAAAUCACUACCGCCCGAUUCUAUCAAUGGGAAUCGAUAGCGGCUCAUGUGUUUCCCAUUAUAUUGGCCCUGUUUUUGGGCUCAUUCUCCGAUAGAAGAGGCAGAAAAUUUCCCCUGCUAAUGGGUUUGUGUGGUAAAUUCUUAUUUUCUGUGAUGAUUGUGGUGAAUGCUAAAAUGAAAACAUGGCCCUUGGAAAUGGUCAUCUAUACGGCGACUUUGCCAAGUGCUUUGACGGGAGCAGAUGUGGCCAUAUUUGCUUCAUGUUUUGCCUAUAUCUCGGAUAUUUCCACGUUGCGGAAUCGUACCAUGAGAGUGACAAUUUUGGAUAUUUGCUAUUUGAGUGCUAUGCCCACGGGAGUGGCUUUGGGUUCAUAUUUAUUUUACAAUCACUUCAAUCGUUCCUAUGCGAAUAUGUUUGCCUUGAAUGCUUCGCUGUUGGCAGCUUCCAUUAUUUAUACGAUAUUUGCUUUGGAGUGGCAAACUACUCCCAAACAAAGACCCCUAAGAGAAGUGGGCUGUUGUGGCCUGAUACCAGAUUUCUUCGAUAAACAGCAUAUCAUAGAUUCCUUUACGGUGUUGGUAAGAAAACGUCCUGGUCCUCGUCGCAGUUUUCUGAUCCUUCUACUGAUUUCUAUGGCCUUAUAUACGUUCCAAAGAGAUGAGGGUCAAUAUUUGUACAUGUAUACCAGCUUUAAAUUUAAAUGGGAUAUAAAUAUUUACAGUACAUUCAAGACGGUCAAAUCAUCGGCUUUUGUCUUGGCCAUGUUAUUGGCUGUGCCGCUAAUGAAUAAGGUGUUAAACUGGAGGGAUACGACCAUUGUCUUCAUUGGAGCUUGGGCUCAUGCCAUUGCCCGUCUCUUCUACUACUUCGCUACAACGGGCACUUUGUUCUAUGUGGGUGGUUUGGUUAGCAGUUUGGGUCCCAUUGUUGGACCCAUGAUACGUGCCAUGACCUCAAAAGUAGUACCACUAUCCGAAAGAGGCAAAGUCUUUGCUCUAUUAUCGGUGUGUGAUAAUGCAGUGCCCUUUGUAAGUGGUGUCUGUUACUCUCAAGUCUAUCGGGCGACUUUAAACGAUGAUGGUCAAGGUGGCAAUGGAGUCUUUCUGUUGACCAUUGCCACACAAAUGGCGGUGUUUGUGUUAAUACUUUCCAUACACUUGGUAUUGGGUGAUGCUCCCAUGGCUGUGCCAGAGGUUAGUGAAAAAGAAACCGCCAUUGUUCAUGAUGCAGCCGCCAUUGAAACUACAAAACCAGAGGAGGUUACUUCUAGUAAUAGUACAAAAUAUUAGUUAUUAAACAGUUUUAAUUUUGGAAAAAAAACUCCUAUAUUUGUUUUAUAACGACUUUAAGACAAUAGUAAAACAGUAAA